AUGACCGCCGACAUGAUGCCCGAGCCCAUUGCUAUCAUCGGCAUGAGUUGUCGCUUUCCGGGCGAUGCUUCCGAGCCAUCCCGUCUAUGGGAUGCCCUAGCGGCCGGAAAAUCUGCGUGGAGUGAGGUGCCCGAAGAUCGAUUCAAUAUGAAGGCAUUUUACCACAAUAGAGACCCUCAUACUAGCACGAGCAACACCCCCGGGGGUCAUUUUUUAAAUACCGAUGUGGCCGCGUUUGAUUGCAGCUUCUUUGAAAUCAAACCGACGGAAGCUCGAGCCGUGGAUCCUCAACAACGUAUCACGUUGGAGCUGGCUUAUGAAGCUUUUGAGAAUGCCGGCUUGACGCUACCCCAGCUAUGGGGAUCUUCUACUGGCGUUUAUGUUGGUCAGUGGAGUUCCGACUACAGCGAGAUCCUGGCGCGAGACCCUGAAUUUCAGGAACGCUACCAUACUCUCGGAAUUGGUCCUGCCAUCACAUCCAACCGCGUCUCUUAUUUUUUCAACCUACGCGGUCCAAGUUUUACGGUCGAUACGGGUUGCUCUGCCAGUCUUGUAGCAUUACAUAACGCUGUCCAGAGCUUGCGAAGUGGUGAAAGCACAAUGAGUCUUGUUGGCGGCGUCAAUAUCUUGUUGGACCCUCAGCGUUUUACUUACCAAAGCAAGCUGAAGAUGUUUUCGCCUGAUGGUCGUUGCUUCUCAUUCGACGAGCGCGCCAAUGGAUAUGGUAGAGGAGAGGGCUGUGGCUGUGUCGUCUUGAAACCACUCUCGUUGGCCAUCAAAGAUGGUGACCGAAUUCGAGCUGUCAUCCGCAACUCCGCACUGAACCAAGACGGUCGAACGCCUCAGGGUAUCAGUGUGCCAAGUCGUGAGGCACAGGAAGAAUUGAUCCGCCGGGCAUAUGCCGAGGUCGGGCUGGUUCCAAUUGAAACGGACUAUGUUGAGGCCCACGGAACAGGCACGGCAGUGGGUGAUCCUAUCGAGGCCGAGGCUAUUGCCAACGUAUUGGCUCGCCCCCGAGAUUCGAGUCAAGAGCCAUUGAUCAUGGGAUCUGUGAAGGGAAAUAUUGGCCAUACGGAGAGUGCGGCUGGUAUUGCUGGGCUGAUCAAGGCCGUCUUGAUGCUGGAGAACCAAGCUGUGGCUCCCCAGGUCAAUUAUAAAAGACCAAACCCAAAAGUCCCGCUUGACAUCUGGAAUCUGCAGAUACCUAUCAGAUUCGAGAAGAAGAAUCUUCGCCGCAUCUCUGUUAACAGUUUUGGAUAUGGUGGCACCAAUGCGCAUGUCAUUGUUGAUCGUGUGGGCGAGCAUGUUCAGCCUAAGAACAACGCCAACAGCAUGAACGGUACCAAUGGUGUCAAUGUUACCAACGACAUCCAUGGUACCGAUGGCGUUAACGGUACCGAUGGUGUUAACGGUACCAAUGGCGUUAACGGUACCAAUGGCAUCAACAGCGUCGCCAGUGAUUCCCACUUCGCCGCAGAACGGCCUCGCGUUUUCAUUCUUAGCGCUGCCGAGGAGCAGAGCUGCCAUAAAAACGCCGAGCGUCUGGCGCAGUACCUGACGGAAUCCCCGGCCGCUUUGUUGGAAGAGUCCAAUGAGCUUAUGGAUCGCUUGGCUAUCACAGUAAACAAGCGUACUGUUCACGAAUACAACGCUUCCAUCGUCGCUUAUGACCAAGAAGAUUUGGUGGCCCAGCUUGAAGUCCUCCAGCAGACGCCUAUCGCUGUCCGAGCACCGUUCAAGGGAGGAGCCCGUGUUGGUUAUGUAUUCGGAGGCCAGGGAGCCCAAUAUUAUAACAUGGGUCGAGAGAUGAUAAAGUAUUGGCCAGUUUUCUACCAAUCUCUGGACCGGGCCAACAACCAUUUACGGACGAUGGGCUGUGAGUGGGACCUUUUGACUGAGUUAAGUCAUGAGAAAGCUGAAGACUCGCAUGUGGAUGAGCCAGUAUAUGGUCAGACGCUUUCCACCGUCAUUCAGCUGGCUUUGGUCGACACGCUGGCAGCUCUGAAUUUGAGUCCAUCGUCCGUUGUGGGGCACUCCAGCGGAGAGAUCGCUGCGGCUUACGCCGUGUGUGCGCUCUCGUUUGAAGACGCAUUGACUGUGGCAUAUCAUCGCGGCCGUCUGACAUCCAAACUGAUCGCUUCCGGAGUUUCUGGGGGCAUGCUUGCCGUGGGCUCGUCGCCCGAAGUUGCGCAGACUUACAUCGACCAGGUCAAGGCCACUGACACGUCUGAGGUGAAGAUUGCCUGCUACAACAGCCCAACGAGUGUGACGCUUUCGGGAGAUAACGACAAUAUUGCGGCAGUCGCAGCUCUACUACAGGAGGAUGAUGUUUUCCAUCGCAAGCUCAGGACGCGGGGAGCUGCGUAUCAUUCCAAAAUGAUGCAGGCAAUCGAGGAGGACUACCGAUCUGCCAUCGCCCAUAUCCAACCACGUCCGCUGGCCGGACAUAUGAUGUCUUCGUUAAAUGGGAAGAAGCUGUCCGCCGGAUUCUUGUUGGAUGGAGAUUACUGGGCUCGCAAUCUUGUCUCUCCUGUUCGCUUUGCCGGAGCUCUGAGAAGCAUGAUAGUCGGCGACAAGCAUGAAGGACAGCAACAUGAUCUCGAUAUUGAUCUUCUCCUGGAAGUUGGCCCCCACGCGCAGAUGCAGGGUGCAGCCAAGGAGGUGUUGCAAGAGCUGGGAUCUUCGACUCGCGUCCAUUAUAUGUCGUGUCUUAAGAGGAAGGCCAGCGCAGCCGAAACCAUGCUGCACGCCCUGGCCGACCUGUUCGCCCUGGGCGCGCCCGUAAACUUUCAUCAGGCAAAUGUCGGCUUCGUAACACAGUUGCCAGCUAUGUUGAACGAUGUGCCGCCGUACGCGUUUAACCAUGAGCAGCGUCAUUGGCACGGCGGCCGCAUCUCUCGCGAGUUCACUCAUCGUCAGUUCUUACCGCAUGAGCUAUUAGGCAAUCUGUCAUCCGAUGUGAAUUAUAUGGAGCCUAGAUGGCGUCGUAUCAUGAACCUUAAGGAGAUGCCAUGGCUGCAACAUCACUUGGUGCAGGGCCAAGUCAUCUUCCCAGCCGCCGGAUAUUUGGCCAUGGCCAUGGAGGCGAUGCGUCGCUUUGCGGCCUUCAAGACUGAGAACCAAUCGAAAGCGACUGUUGGUUAUUCGCUCAGUAACUGCAGCUUUGUCAAAGCGCUGGUACUCAGGGAGGGCGAUACAGACACCGAGAUGUGUCUGUCGCUUCGACCCGAGACUCAGAGCGCAAAGGGUUCGUGGCAGGAUUGGAAAGAGUUCCGAAUCUUCUCGACAUCCUCUGGCAAAGGAUGGAGUGAGCAUUGCCGGGGUCGUAUCCGUGACGUUACAGACAAUGGAAUGCUCGCGGAUCGUCUUAGUGACACCACCAUCGAAGUCAAGAACCGCAACCUCGCAUCUAUUCAACACCACAUCACGCCGACCCGUUUCUACUCCGCCGCACGCCAGGUCGGGAUGGAGUGGUACGCGCCGUUUGAUAACGUUGUCAGCCUGGAAGCUCUGGCUGAUUCAAGCGUGACCACGAACAAGAUGCCAAGCUUGCACGCCUCGGCGCACCCUUUCGAAGAGGAGUCGUACAUCGUGCAUCCUGGAAUGCUUGACUCGACCCUCUUCCACGGAGUAUGCGCCAGUCUUCUAGUGGAGCGGGAAUCUAAGGCGCCGAUGGUCCCUAUUUUCAUCGAACGACUGACCGUUUCGACUGCUCUCAAAGUCCCGGAAGGAACCGAGGUGCGCACGUAUUCUCUGGCCCAAGACAAGGGUACUUGUUGGAGCGGCCAGGUCGAGUUGAACGAACGGCCCAUGAUGAGCUUUCAUGGGUUAAGAGUCGCCCAGCUGCCGGCAAACGACAUGUCCGCACGGUCUCGGCAGUUGGCACACAGUCCGGAGUGGGUUGGCCAUUAUCCGAGCAUGACAAAGGCGCAAGUCAUAGCCCAUUGCACGAACUUGCUUCCUGCUGGUUCGUCUCGUCACCGCAACAUCGCCCUCAACGCAGAUGUACGCACUCACGUGGAGAGGGCGCUCAAACUGAUCCAACCGGACCAAGUUGCGGCAGGAUUUCAGCAGUCAUGGUACACGUGGAUGCAAUCUUUUACGGCCACAGAGGCCGACUCUCCUGAAUUGAUAUCGGAGGCCCGGGUGGCCACGACGUCGGAUCCGAGCGUCUCUUUCGAGGCUGUGAAACGUGUUGGCGAGAACCUCGAGAAUCUUCUGACCGGCGUUACGGAUUCCCUCUCCAUCUUGACCUUGAAUGAUAUGCUGGGUAAGUUGUAUUCUGAGGAACGGAACAGCCGCUGUUAUCAUCAGAUCAACGCGUAUUGCAAAACUCUCGGCAAAUAUAACCCGUCUCUGCGAAUGCUCGAGGUUGGCGGCGGUACAGCUUCGGCCACAUUGCCUUUGUUGCAAGCCCUCUCUCAUCAUGGCCAGCCGUUGGUGGCGCAGUACAAAUUUACGGAUCUGUCGACAGCUUUCUUCCCCGCUGCCCGCGAGCGUCUGGCUCAGUAUGGCAACAUUGUCAAUUAUGAGGCAUUUGAUCUCGCAUGCUCUCCCGAUCUUCAAGGGUUCGAGCCUGGAACCUACGAUGUUGUCAUCGCCUGCAAUGUUGUACACGCUACCCCGAACAUUGCGUCUUCUCUGGACAAUAUUCGUCAGCUCCUUCGUCCCGGAGGAACACUGAUUCUCAUGGAGAUCACCAACCCAGAGCCUUAUUACCAACUCAUCUUUGGCUCUCUUUCUGGGUGGUGGUCUGGUGUCGAUGAAGGGCGAGUGUCUUCAGCCAUUCUCUCUGAGAGUGACUGGAAACAAAAACUAGUGAAGCAGGGUUUUGAGUCAGACCCAGUCAUUGUAUCCGACUAUGCUGAUGGUGAAGGAGCUACAAUCAGCGUCAUUUUUGCCAAGAUCCCUGUUGAAUCUCAACGCUGUCUAAGUGAGAUCUCACUUCACUUUACCAGCGGCAUGGUUCCCGAUCCGUCAGGCGCAAGCCUUGGUAUUGUCGCUGAAAAUCUUCGCCAGGGCCCUGGACUCGGUCUGCGCCAGAUCACGACAGGCAGUCUCGACAGUAUCCCGGACAUUGCUAGCACGGUACUUGUGAUAGAUUCGGAGAUAUGCGAGGCGCUUGCGGGCCGUAUGGAUGCUUCGCUGUGGCAGGAGCUCCAGAAAUGUGCCCUGUCAUGCAAAGGUCUGAUCCUGAUCUCGCAAGGCGCUACCGGGGACACACCUGUGCCUGAGGGGGCGCUGACCAUAGGCUUCGCCCGGUCCUUGAGGUUGGAACAGCCCGGUAUUCGCUACGUUACGCUCGAUCUCGACCCAGACACUUCUCACGGUGCCAUUGACGAGCGCUUGAGCAAGUGGCUUACCAAGCUUUUGACCUCUGAAACAUUCGACUUUGACCGCGGCUCAAUCGGGCUCGACUGCGAGUUCACCGAGCGUAACGGACAACUUUACGUCAACCGAAUGUUUCACAACGAGCAGCUCGAUCAGAGUAUCGUCCGCGCCACGGCGAGAGCCAAGCCAGAGCAGACAGCAUUCCUGGAGCGCGCGCGUCCGCUCAGGGUCGAGCUCGGCGUGUCUGGGCUGAUGGAAACAUUCCGGUGGGCGGACGACGUCGAACACGCGCGCGGCCUGGCGCCGGAUGAGAUUCGCAUCGAGUGUCGUGCGGGCAGCAUCAACUUUCGCGACGUGCUCGUCGCCUCAGGUGAGCUCGGCGCUUCUGCAACCAUGAUGAACGACUGUGCCGGCACGGUGGUGGAGGUUGGCAGCAACAUGACGUCUCAUUAUGCCGUUGGCGAUAGGGUCUGUAGCUACUAUGCUCAGUCCUACAACAACUAUCCGAUUGUCGACGGGCAUCACUGUGCUCGGAUCCCGGACAACGUCUCCUUCGCGCUGGGCGCAUCUCUUCCGAUUGUAUGGGCAACCACCUACCACUCGUUGAUCAACGUGGCUAGGCUGCAAGCAGGAGAAUCCAUUUUGAUCCAUGCCGCUGCUGGAGCAGUCGGUCAAGCCGCCGUCAUCCUGGCCAAGGAUCUGGGCGCCGUGGUCUAUGCAACAUGCGGAUCGCAGGAGAAACGCACGCGUCUGGAGAGCCUUGGCGUCCCGCAAGACCACAUCUUCACUAGCCGAUCUGCCGCGUUCGGGCCUGCGCUUCUUGCCGCGACUAGGAAUAAAGGUGUCAACGUCAUCUUGAAUUCCCUGGCUGGUGAGCUAUUCCGAGAGUCUCUGGAGUGCCUCGCGUCCUUCGGUCGCUUCAUUGAGAUUGGCAAAAAGGACUUCCUGGAUGACGCGCUGAUGCCGACAAAAUUCCUGCUUCGCAACAUCACCUUUUCUUGUGUUGACCUGGUGCAGAUGAUCAACGAAGACAGUAUGCUUGUUCAUCGCCUGCUCAAGGACGUGGUUGAGUUGGUCGCGAGCAAUAAAUUGACAGAUCAAGUGACUCUUCGUCUAUUCAAGAUUGGCGAGAUUGAGUCUGCAUUCCGCCUGAUUUCGGCCGGCAAGCACAUGGGGAAAGUGAUCCUGACGGCAGAUCCAGACGAUAUGGUCCCGGCACUUCCAGAGACCCCGGUCCUUCCGAAGUUGCUGCCCGGGGCCACCUACAUCUUGGUUGGUGGUUUUGGAGGGUUAGGGGUGUAUCUCAUCCGAUGGCUUGCUUCGAGAGGCGCACGGACUAUUGUCACCUUGUCGCGAUCGGGAGCCAAAUCUUCCGUUGCGAAGGCAUGUAUCGCGGAAAUGCACAGCCAAGGCGUCAAAGUUCUUUCCAAGGCUUGUGACAUUGCUUCUAAAGAGGCCGUGGAAGCUGUCGUCAGAGGUCUACAGGCUGUCGAUGGGGUAGGCCAAAUUCGAGGUGUCAUCAACGCCGCGAUGGCGCUCGAGGACGUACUGUUUGAUCAGAUGGAACAUUGGCAAUGGGAGGCAUCGUUGGCCCCCAAGGUUGCUGGAACCCGCAACCUGCACGAGGUCCUGCCAACUGAUAUGGACUUUUUCGUUGUCCUUUCGUCCAUCGCCGGAAUAAUCGGUCACCCGGCCCAAGUGAAUUAUACAUCUGCAUGUACUUUCCAAGACGCCUUCAUGCACUAUCGACGAGGCCGCGGCCAGCCCGCGUUCGCGAUCGAUGUUGGAGUCGUUGGCGACGCUGGCUUUGUCAGUGAGUCCCCGGCCGUGUUCGCCAACAUGAAACGCCAGGGCUUUGCCAUCAUCUCAGUCGCCGAGCUCCUCGCGACGCUCGAUUACGUCCUGGCCGCCAGUGGACCGGAGUGUCAAGCCGCCAUUGGCCUGGUCCCCGAUGCAGGCAACAAGAAACCCGACUGGUUUGAGCAGCGGCACCUUUCACACCUGUUCCAGGACUCUGCUCUCUUCGCAGGUGCCGAGCUGGACGACGGCAGCGGCAGUGGCUCAGACCACAUCGACAAGAUCGGUCGUACCAAGACUGUAGAAGAGGCAGUCGAAGCCGUCGGAGCCGCGGUGCUGGACGAGCUGAGCAAGUUGAUUGUCACGCCGGUAGAGCGUAUCCUGCCUCACCGGACGCUCGAAUCGUACGGUGUCGACUCGUUGGUGGCGGUCGAACUCCGCAACUGGGUCGUGGCGAUGUUGGCUGCUGAUGUCUCACUUCUCCUCAUUCGGGAGUCCAGGAGCAUUGCGAAUCUUAUCCAAUUGGUCGCGAGUAAAUCGAGAUUGGUCCCGGUCAAGCUCCAAGAAUCCGUGUCGAAGCUGGGUUGA
Messenger RNA from Penicillium cinerascens, 7716 nucleotides. RefSeq names its product type I polyketide synthase. Gene Ontology annotation, biological process: fatty acid biosynthetic process; secondary metabolite biosynthetic process. Bases 1 to 7716 code for a protein of 2571 amino acids. The record is from RefSeq and is a predicted model, not a curated record. The transcript has 5 exons. Lineage: Eukaryota; Fungi; Ascomycota; Eurotiomycetes; Eurotiales; Aspergillaceae. Gene Ontology annotation, molecular function: fatty acid synthase activity; 3-oxoacyl-[acyl-carrier-protein] synthase activity; phosphopantetheine binding.